UUUUGGCUCCCAGGCCACCCCGACGCGCUCGGGUGCUUCGCGGCUUCCCUCCGCCCCGUGAACCCGUCCCUCGCGCGCUGGCCCUUUAGCCCUGGGCGGCCCAACAGCGCCAGCUCGCCCAUCCUCCGGUCAGUCAGCGCACCCGGCGUGGUUUCCGCUGCCUCCCCUGGACCGCUUAGUCUCAACCCGGGUGUGCUCCCGCUCCUGGAGGUUAACUUUUUUUCCUCCUACAUCUCUCCCCCCACCCCACUCCAAGAAUGAAACAUGACUGAGGACUCUCAGAGAAACUUUCGUUCAGUGUAUUAUGAAAAAGUGGGGUUUCGUGGAGUUGAAGAAAAGAAAUCAUUAGAAAUUCUCCUAAAAGAUGACCGUCUGGAUAUUGAGAAACUUUGUACUUUUAGUCAGAGGUUCCCUCUCCCAUCCAUGUACCGUGCAUUGGUAUGGAAGGUGCUUCUAGGGAUCCUGCCUCCACACCAUGAGUCGCAUGCCCAGGUGAUGAUGUAUCGCAAGGAGCAGUAUUGUGAUGUCCUUCAUGCCCUGAAAGUCGUUCGCUUUGUCAGUGACGUCACACCCCAGGUUGAAGUCUAUCUCCGCAUGUAUCAGCUGGAGUCCGGGAAGUUGCCUCGAAGUCCCUCUUUUCCGCUGGAGCCAGAUGAUGAAGUAUUUCUUGCCAUUGCUAAAGCCAUGGAAGAAAUGGUGGAGGAUAGUGUCGACUGCUACUGGAUCAUCCGAUGCUUUGUGAACCAAUUAAAUAAUAAGUACCGGGAUUCUUUACCCCAGCUGCCAAAGGCUUUUGAACAAUACUUGAAUCUGGAAGACAGCAGACUGCUGAGUCAUAUGAAGUCAUGUUCUGCAGUGUCCAAACUUCCUUAUGAUGUCUGGUUCAAGAAGUGCUUUGCGGGAUGCUUGCCCGAAUCCAGUUUACAGAGGAUUUGGGAUAAAGUUGUAAGUGGAUCCUGUAAAAUCCUAGUUUUUGUAGCUGUGGAAAUUUUAUUAACCUUUAAAAUAAAAGUAAUGGCACUGAACAGUGCAGAGAAGAUAACAAAGUUUCUGGAAAAUAUUCCCCAGGACAGCUCGGAUGCGAUCGUGAGCAAGGCCAUCGACUUAUGGCACAAACACUGUGGGAACCCCGUACAUUCAGCCUGAGCACUCCCGAUAGGGAUUGGACAGUCUGCCAGGCCUGCCCUGAGCAUUUUAUUCUUGGCACAUGACAUACUAAACUGAUUGAAAAUAGUCUUCUUGCUUCGGUGCUCCAAGUGUAAUUUUUUUUUUUCCAGUAAAAUCAUUUAAUUGAAAUACCUGGUGUUGCUGUGUUGUGGAGCAGCAUCUUUUGGUUAUUACAGAAAUGCCAAGUUCAUCUCUGAACAGCAUUUUAUAAGGGUUGUGAGAAAACAGCUCCCAGUUUUUAUCAGUCCGGGUGGGAGGGUACAUUAAUAAGCAGUGCAUAACUAAGCCUGCCCUGCCUCUGUCUAAUUAGCAUCAAGCUAGUUACUUUCUAAGGUCUAUUUCUGGAAUAAAGAGCAACUUCCUUCCGUUGACACCUCUGGUUGGCUUUUCUUGAUGCAGUACCUGUUUAAAUAUAAGCCGACUUCCUUCUGAGGCUUCAUCUUGCUAAAAAGCCUUUUAAAAAGAUCUUACUUCUUUUUUUUCUCUUUGUUCCAGUUGGAAUAAAACCAUUAUUAAAACAAAAUACAUCUAAAUUUACCAGAGAAAGUACUUGUUUGAUAUUUUACUGGACUCAUGCUUUUUCCUCAUGGGUCAUUAAAUGUUGGGUAGACUUAAGGGCACUGUGCCACACACAAAAGGAGUGGGAGAAAUGGCAGGUUAAAGUUAAUAGCUAAUGACCCCUAAGCCAUGUUGUGCUACAUAAGAGUCACAAUUCAUUGGACAGUUGCUGGCUUUGAGACUGGUGAGUGAAAAAUGGACCCUUUGUUUCAGACUGAUUUCAUCUGUCAGACUUGUAAGAGCCUGAGUGGUGAAUUGGACUCUCCACCUCACCCCAUCCCCUAAGAGAGGAGGGAGACGAUGAAAUUAUGGAGUUACAAUUCUGAGGAUUCAGCCCCUCCCAAAUAUGUAAAUGUCUGUUGAGAAAAAGUUCAGAGAAAACUGAAUUGAAAUCAGCUGGUGGUUAUGUACAGUAACAUAUCCAAGAGUAUUUCUUUAUUAAAAACAAAAAUACACUUAGAAGAAGAACCUCUUAAAGAAAUGACUUUAAGAAAUGACUUGUUGCCAGCCAUUUAUUCAGUGAUCCCCUCAGCCCCUGGAGAACUUUUAAUCCAAUUGGGGGUAUAAGAAAAAACACACAAAGGAAUUCCUUCCCCAGUUGCCUACUAUCUAGGUAUCUUGGGGGAAUAUAUGAAAUUUACAGAGAAGUCAUAAAACAAAAAUAAUGUUACUUCUGUUUAAUUACUGAGCCUUAUAUCAUUUGCACACAUUUUUAGUAAAAUAGAGAUGAUGAAGUGGUGUUAGUACAUCCCAACUCCAGAAAGAAAAAAAAAGUCAGUCUCUCAAGAGGAUAGUUUCAAGGUGUGUGCUCCUGCUAACUCAUGCCUGAAUGCCCAGAGAAGUGAUGCCUGCAGGAGAGUGAGCGUGGGAGGUGGGAGCCAGGAGCCGGGAUCCGAGAGCUGGGAGUCGGGAGCUCAGAGCCAGGAGCCAGGAGCCUGGGACGUGUGGGGAGGAGGAAGGCUGACAGAUAAAGUUCCUCUCACAUCACCAUUCUGGCUGGGGUCCAGGUGAUCUGAAGUGGAAGAUGACUACUGUACUGCUAGGGAACCUGAAAAUAAAUAUUCUGUAAAUA
Molecule: messenger RNA, 2797 nt
Organism: Cynocephalus volans (Philippine flying lemur)
Lineage: Eukaryota; Metazoa; Chordata; Mammalia; Dermoptera; Cynocephalidae
Gene: TBC1D7
Product: TBC1 domain family member 7
Exons: 8
Coding region: 265-1146 (293 amino acids)
Biological process (GO): negative regulation of TOR signaling; activation of GTPase activity
Molecular function (GO): GTPase activator activity
Source: RefSeq, a predicted model, not a curated record